Messenger RNA from Triticum dicoccoides, 779 nucleotides. Its product is annotated as hydrophobic protein RCI2A-like. Lineage: Eukaryota; Viridiplantae; Streptophyta; Magnoliopsida; Poales; Poaceae. Gene Ontology annotation, cellular component: membrane. The transcript has 2 exons. The record is from RefSeq and is a predicted model, not a curated record. The coding region runs from base 261 to 491 and encodes 76 amino acids.
GGUCGUCGCCACGGUGGGCUACCCAGCCGGUCAGCGACAGCACAAGGCCCCUCCACGGUGGGUAUCCGGCAUCUUCUCCCCGCAGCCAUCGUCCGAUUCCGCAUCAUUCCUCUCCAUCCACCCGGCUUGCUGGCUGCUGCCUCCUCGGAUUUAAAGCUACGCCACCUCCCCCUUCCAGCAAGGCCCGGACUACGACAUACUCCCCGGCGUGCCGAGUUUGUCAGUUAGCCGAGGCCCGAGGCGCGACGGCAGGGGGCAGGAUGAGCUCCGGCGGCUGCUCGACGUGCCUGGAGAUCAUCUUCGCCGCCGUGCUCCCGCCGCUCGGCGUCUUCUUCCGGUACGGCUGGUGCAGCUCGGAGUUCUUCAUCUCGCUGCCGCUGACGAUACUCGGCUACGUCCCCGGCAUCAUCUACUCCGUCUACGUCAUCCUGAAGACGCCGCCGGAGCUGCCGAGCAUCGACGGCGAGCGGCCCUACUACAUCCUCGCCUGAUGCGACAAGCUCCUUCGUGCACAUACCGCUGUAGUGGAGCUUGCUGUACCGCCAUUGUUGGGAUUGGAUUUGGACAUGACUUGUAAGUUGUGCGUAGCCGUAGCUAGUUGUUUGAGCAAAUUCUUUAGUGCCGGUGGUUGUACAUGUAGUUUUCGUUCUUGAUUGGUUGGGUAUAUUGGUGUCGUGAUGUAUGAUUGGUUCAUCGGUUGGGUCCUUGAGGAAAAGAAUCUUGGUCCCGCUGGCUCGGGAGCUAGCGAUUAGUGUACUGUAAACUGUCCAUGCUGGAAA